Musca domestica (house fly) is the source of this 1879-nucleotide messenger RNA. Its product is annotated as V-type proton ATPase subunit H-like. The record is from RefSeq and is a predicted model, not a curated record. The transcript is spliced from 8 exons. Gene Ontology annotation, cellular component: vacuolar proton-transporting V-type ATPase, V1 domain; lysosomal membrane. Gene Ontology annotation, molecular function: protein binding; proton-transporting ATPase activity, rotational mechanism. Gene Ontology annotation, biological process: proton transmembrane transport. NCBI's taxonomy places the organism in Eukaryota, Metazoa, Arthropoda, Insecta, Diptera, Muscidae. Bases 85 to 1500 code for a protein of 471 amino acids.
UACUCAUUACUUUUACAUCACAAGUCACAAGACCUUCUGUCAGCUGAAUUCAGAGAAAAAAUAACAACAAAGAAAGCAGUAGCCAUGUCUGACGUUGCCGAUUUAAUGAAAAUGCCCGAAGAGAGCAUUGAUAUGAUUGCUGCAACAUCUGUGUUGCAGCAACAGGCAGCCGAUAUCCGUACCAAAACCAUCAACUGGGCAUCCUACAUGCAAUCGCAGAUGAUUUCCCAAGAAGAUUACCAAUGCAUUAGUGCUCUGGAUAACUCAAAGGCUGCCUACUUGCAAUCGAAUCCAGCCCAAGCUGUAAAGACUUUGUUGAAUCUUUUGUCUCAUGUCUCCAAAGAUUCAACCAUUCAAUAUAUUAUGGUUAUGAUUGACGAUCUAUUGCAAGAAGAUCGUUCCCGUGUUGAUAUUUUCCACGAAUAUUGUGCUAAGCGCAAAGAAUGCGUUUGGGGACCUUUCUUGAAUCUGUUGAAUCGUCAAGAUGGUUUCAUUGUUAAUAUGUCUUCUCGUAUUUUGGCUAAAUUGGCAUGCUGGGGACACGAAAUGAUGCCCAAGUCUGAUUUGAACUUCUAUUUGCAAUUCCUUAAAGAUCAAUUGACAGUCCAGUCCAAUGAGUAUAUUCAAUCUGUGGCACGCUGUCUGCAAAUGAUGUUGCGUAUUGACGAAUACCUUUUCGCUUUUGUUGGUGUUGAUGGUAUCAGUACUUUGGUACGCAUUUUGUCAUCUCGUGUUAAUUUCCAAGUACAAUACCAACUGGUGUUCUGUUUGUGGGUCUUGACCUUCAAUCCCUUGCUGGCCACCAAAAUGAACAAAUUCACUGUCAUCCCAAUUUUGGCUGAUAUUCUCAAUGAUUGCGCCAAGGAAAAGGUUACCCGCAUCAUUCUGGGCGUAUUCCGUAACUUAAUUGAAAAGCCCACUGAUGCUCAAGUGGCCAAGGAACAUUGCAUUGCCAUGGUUCAAUGCAAAGUCUUGAAACAAUUGUCCAUUUUGGAACAACGUCGUUUCGACGAUGAGGACAUCUCUGCCGAUGUCGAAUUCUUGACAGAAAAAUUGCAAAACUCUGUGCAAGAUUUGUCUUCGUUCGACGAAUACGCCACCGAAUUGCGCAGUGCCCGUUUGGAAUGGUCUCCCGUACACAAAUCUGCCAAAUUCUGGCGUGAAAAUGCUCAACGUUUGAAUGAAAAGAAUUACGAAUUGUUGCGCAUUUUGGUACAUCUUUUGGAAACCUCCAAGGAUCCCAUUAUUUUGUCUGUUGCCUGCUAUGAUAUUGGAGAAUAUGUUCGCCAUUACCCCAGAGGAAAGCACGUUUUGGAACAAUUGGGUGGCAAACAAAUUGUCAUGCAAUUGUUGGGUCAUGAAGAUCCCAAUGUACGUUAUGAAGCCUUGUUGGCUGUACAAAAAUUAAUGGUUCACAAUUGGGAAUAUUUGGGCAAACAACUUGAAAAAGAAAAUGAAACCCAGAAGCAAGGAUCGGCUGCCAUUAGCGGCAAGGCUUAAGUAUUAUCACGUCUUAUUUAAAUUCCCUAUUAAUAUAUAAACAGAUUAGAGUGUUAUUAAACUAUAAGUAAAGAAAUGUAUUAACAACAAUUUCGCGGUACUUAUAAAAUUGUAUUAUGUGAAAUUCAACAAUGUGUGUUUCCUCUGAUAAUAAUAAUAAUACAUUCAAACGAACGAUCGCUUCUUUGAUCUAAAUUUAUUGUCAUAGAAAUUUUGUUUCAAAUCAUUCCAAAUUAUAUUAUUAUUAUUUUUCCUCUGUUUCCCAAUUUUCUGUUAUUCGUCAAAAUAGUUACCUUAUUCGUGAUGAAUGUAUGUGUUGUUGCUUAUGUUUGUAAAUAUCUACAUAAUAGAUGAAUAAAACAAGCUUGUUAAAAAUACA